This is a messenger RNA of Cucumis melo (muskmelon), 819 nucleotides long. Its product is annotated as protein CYSTEINE-RICH TRANSMEMBRANE MODULE 6-like. The transcript has 3 exons. The record is from RefSeq and is a predicted model, not a curated record. NCBI's taxonomy places the organism in Eukaryota, Viridiplantae, Streptophyta, Magnoliopsida, Cucurbitales, Cucurbitaceae. Gene Ontology annotation, cellular component: plasma membrane. The coding region runs from base 309 to 569 and encodes 86 amino acids.
AGAAACUUCCCGAGAACGCGUUUGAAUAUGCGAUAAAGACCCAAAUUAAACUCCUUGACGAUUGAAUUUUAUUAUACGCGUGCCGUGAAGAAACCAUCACACCAAUUAACCGACCUUUCGCUUCAUUCAAAUUUCCCAGCAAUUUCCCCUUUUCACAUAGAAAUGUAUUCAUAUAAAUAUAAAUCCAACCCGGCCAUGCUUUCUCAUUACUCACAUUACUCCAUUUCCAUCAUAAUUAUAUCUUUGCAAUUCACACCUCCAUCCUACGAUCUUGAUUAUUUCCGGCGUUUCCUUGUUGAUUUUCCGUCAUGAGCCAAUAUCGCAACCAAGAAAUUGACAUGGGUUAUCCGGCGCCACCACCGUCGUAUGCGGCGGGGGAGCAAGCGAAAGAGGGGAAGUCGGGGCCUUAUGUUGCAGCUCCGCCUCCGGUUGGAUAUCCGGUGAGAGACGGGCCACAGUACCCUCACCAAACAAAUUUGGACGCCCAAACUCAAUCUCGAGGAGAUGGGUUCUGGAAAGGAUGCUGUGCUGCAUUGUGUUGCUGCUGGGUAUUGGAUUGCAUCUUCUGAUCAGGAUGCUGAGUUAGGUACCACUUGUAGGCGGUUGGUUUUGGUUGAGAUGAGACCCGGUUUUUUCAGUUUUAAUUAGUUUAGUUUUGCUCUAUUUGUUAUUCUUUUAUUAUGUAUUGUAUAUUAUUAUUUUUAUGUUGUUUAUGUGUAUCGCCCCUCUUGUCUUUUUGGGCCUUUGUAUUUUCAUCUUUAUUCCAUUCUCAUUCUUUUUUUUUUUUUUUUAUCAAUAAAUACAUAUUUUCUUAUCUAA